CUCUCCCACCCUCCGCGCUCCCGCGCUCCGUUCCGCCCAGGCCGCGCCCAGCUGGAAUGCAGAGAUCGCCGCCCGGCUACGGCGCACAGGACGACCCGCCAGCCCGCCGCGACUGUGCAUGGGCCCCGGGACCCGGGGCCGCCGCUGAGCCGCGCGGCCUCCCCGCCGCCCCCGCCGCCCUCGCCGCGCCCGUCGCUCCCGCCUCGCCGCCCAGCCCGCAGCGCAGCCCGACGCGAAGCCCCGAGCCGGGGCGCUAUGGCCUCAGCCCGGCCGGCCGCGGGGAGCGCCAGGCUGCCGACGAGUCGCGCAUCCGGCGGCCCAUGAACGCCUUCAUGGUGUGGGCGAAGGACGAGCGCAAGCGGCUGGCGCAGCAGAACCCGGACCUCCACAACGCGGUGCUCAGCAAGAUGCUGGGCAAGGCGUGGAAGGAGCUGAGCGCGGCGGAGAAGCGGCCCUUCGUGGAGGAGGCGGAGCGGCUGCGCGUGCAGCACCUGCGGGACCACCCCAACUACAAGUAUCGGCCGCGCCGCAAGAAGCAGGCGCGCAAGGCCCGGCGGCUGGAGCCCGGCCUCCUGCUCCCGGGCCUGGCGCCCCCCCCGCCGCCGCCGCCGCCUCCGCCGCCGCCGCCCCCCGAGCCCUUCUCCGCGGCGCCCGGCGCGGCCCGUGCCUUCCGCGAGCUGCCCCCGCUGGGCGCCGAGUUCGACGGCCUGGGGCUGCCCACGCCCGAGCGCUCGCCGCUGGACGGCCUGGAGCCCGGCGAGGCCGCCUUCUUCCCGCCGCCCGCGGCGCCCGAGGACUGCGCGCUCCGAGCCUUCCGCGCGCCCUACGCGCCCGCCGAGCUGCCCCGGGACCCCGGCGGCGGCUACGGGGCGCCCGCGGCCGAGGCGCUCAGGACCGCGCCCGCUCCCGCCGCGCCGCUCGCCGGCCUCUACUACGGCGCCCUGGCCGCGCCCGCAGCCGGCCCGUUCCCCGGCCCGCUGUCGCCGCCCCCCGAGGCCCCCCCGCCCGAGGGCGCCGAGACGCUGGGGCCCAGCGCCGACCUGUGGGCCGACGUGGACCUCACCGAGUUCGACCAGUACCUCAACUGCGGCCGGACUCGGCCCGACGCCGCCGGGCUCCCGUACCACGUGGCGCUGGCCAAGCUGGGCCCGCGCGCCAUGUCCUGCCCCGAGGAGAGCAGCCUGAUCGCCGCGCUGUCCGACGCCAGCAGCGCCGUCUACUACAGCGCCUGCAUCUCGGGUUGAG
Messenger RNA from Lynx canadensis (Canada lynx), 1245 nucleotides. It is a transcript of the gene SOX18, whose product is annotated as SRY-box transcription factor 18. The transcript has 2 exons. Gene Ontology annotation, molecular function: RNA polymerase II cis-regulatory region sequence-specific DNA binding; DNA-binding transcription factor activity, RNA polymerase II-specific. The coding region runs from base 57 to 1244 and encodes 395 amino acids. The record is from RefSeq and is a predicted model, not a curated record. Gene Ontology annotation, biological process: lymphangiogenesis; positive regulation of transcription by RNA polymerase II; vasculogenesis. Lineage: Eukaryota; Metazoa; Chordata; Mammalia; Carnivora; Felidae.